Anopheles cruzii is the source of this 2012-nucleotide messenger RNA. RefSeq lists its product as uncharacterized. Lineage: Eukaryota; Metazoa; Arthropoda; Insecta; Diptera; Culicidae. The record is from RefSeq and is a predicted model, not a curated record. The coding region runs from base 373 to 1434 and encodes 353 amino acids. The transcript is spliced from 2 exons.
UAACGAUUGUGCGUUCAAAAAAGUUAAACGGCUUGAAUCUGUCGGCAUAACCAGAAUAGAAAACAUCGACAACAAACAUUUCUGUCAAUCUGUUGUGUGUGGUCUACCAUAUGAAUGUGUUUUAGUUUGGUGCCUUAAACAAAUAAAUGUUUUCAUUGUUUGAAAAUGUAGUGCAAUGUUUUGUAAUCAUUAAUUCCAUGGCUAAACCGUGCAGUAACUUAACACAUUGUGAGUUUUCUCCAUCACGAGAGCAUUCAGUUUUAGGGCAACCAAGCAGGCCGAAUGAAAAGUAUACCCGUAGAAGAAGAUAAGGCACAACUUCGUGUAAAUUUGUGUCAUUUGUGCACUAAAAAGUCCAGCUUCUCAGACUAGAUGGCUGAUUCUCACUUGAUUGAAAAGCUGAAGUUCGGUAAACGGUACAUCCUGACGGAUAUCGUGCUUGUGCCGUUGUCGUUUGCCCCAAAACAUACCGGUCCCGACACAGAUUAUUUACUGCCGGCACGAAAUAAGUAUCUUACGCGCGACAUUUGGCAAUCGUUCGUUUACCGGGAGUUGUACAAUGUUUUCCGCAAGCACUUACCCCAACAUGAGCGGGAUAACGGCAAACGCCAGUAUGAGGUGAACCGAGAGUACCGUGUCCGCUGUUCGGAACUCCCCUACCUGCAGAUGAAGUACAAAUUCCGAGACAUACAUUUUCGCGACGUGCUAAAUACGCUGUUCAAGGAGGAGUUAUCUGCUCUGCACGAGAUCAGCAUCUGCGUUGAGAUUAGCGAUCAAGGCCAAGCCCUUUUCAGCGAGUGUGAUGACCGCAAACGCAAAAAGGCGAUCAAGCGAUUGGUAAAGGGAAUCGAUGGCCUAACUGCAGCACCAACCUGUGAAGCAAGCACACUAACGUCCGCCAACGUUGAGCGACACCCAAGGGUCGAGGAGUACUGCCCCGAACCGGUCAAUCGAGGACGACAAAAGAAUGCAGUGACACAGAUCUCCGAGUACGUCCCAGUUACCUUGAAUGGCCACCCACCAGGAACAAAGUGCACAUACAAACCAUCGAAAGGCACCGACACUGGGAAACUACAGUACUCCCGGGCUGAACCGGAUCCGUACACACCAGAUGCGGGAGAGCGGCCAAUGAAUGUGUCGUACACUCCUACCUCCAGACUUUUUGAACAGGAAAAACAAAAGCGGAACUCUGUACAGAAACCCAGAGGUGUGAGCAGCUUUUUUGGGUCCGAAAACGAGGAAUAUGAGCCCACCGGCCCGAGGACUGAAAAACCGAUGGAAAGUGAGUGUCGACAGGAUAGGUCUUCAGAUAAAAAUACCUUGCGCGAUGAAGGGCGGACAGGUUCUAGCGGUUACAACUUACCCACGAAGAAAAGCUAUGCAGUUGUUCACAAGCGGGAAGAGUCAUCACGGAAUGCCAAACAAAGAAUCUGACAUCUUUGAACGUUGAACAGAUUGAAGAAAAACCUUCCACCUUCGAAAUUGGAGGAAAAAUUGCCAUUGCCGGGAAUUUCAAAAUUGGUGUAGUCAAAAAAAGCCGAAAAUCGGACAUUGAGCAAGUACGGACUAAAAGGACGUAACCGAGCUUCAAGGAAAAAACAAUCUAGCAAGCUGUGCUAUUUCACCGAUCUGGCGAACAUGUUGAACAUGAGCAUUGCCCCAUCUGCGUAUGCGAAUUUCGAUACCGCAAAUAGAAGCGCAUGGCGUAUAAUAUUCAACCUUUUAUCCUCUCCCCGACUGAUGGUGUAGGCGCUGCGUAUUUUUACACAAUGACACAAGUUUAAUAGACAUUUUGUGCCACUCAAUCAAGCAUCAGUAAUAUGUGUCAAACAUAAAUAUUUUAGCACCAAUUUACACGUUGGACCUCAUCACGAGAAAAUGCUUAUCUUAUCACGUAUACCACAGUAAACUAAAUAUGUAUUUAUCUAAAGAUAACACACAAAACAUCACAGAAAAUAUAUUACCUUUUUUAGUGCAAUAAAGCAAAAGCUAUUUAUUUUACUUUGCUGCAA